This is a messenger RNA of Oenanthe melanoleuca, 1958 nucleotides long. RefSeq lists its product as uncharacterized. Gene Ontology annotation, biological process: protein polyubiquitination; protein monoubiquitination. Gene Ontology annotation, molecular function: ubiquitin protein ligase activity; metal ion binding. The record is from RefSeq and is a predicted model, not a curated record. The transcript has 4 exons. NCBI's taxonomy places the organism in Eukaryota, Metazoa, Chordata, Aves, Passeriformes, Muscicapidae. The coding region runs from base 643 to 1914 and encodes 423 amino acids.
UGUUCCAAUGUUUAACAAACAUUUCCAUGAAGAAAUUCUUCCUGAUGUUCAGCCUGAAUUCACCCUGGAACAGUUUGAUGCUAUGUCCUCUUGUCCUGUCACUGCUAGCCUGGGAGAAGAACUUGGCUCCACCUUGCUACAGUCUCCUUUCAGCUAGUACCAGAGAGGUCUCCUGACACCUUAUCAUGUCUUGCUAACCUAGUGGCCUUCUACAAUGCAAUGACUGCAUCAGUGGAAAAGGGAAAAGUCACGGAAGUCAUCUACAUGGAUUGUUAGGAAGUGCAAAACAAGCUGCUGUAGUUGACUCUCUUCUGAGGGAAAAGAAGAGAUGCCAACUGGACCCAUCCCACAGGGAAGUCUGCUGCCUCCCUGAUGCUCUGGAAAGGCACAGGAGUAACCCCUGAGAAAAUCCCUGGCAUCAGAAAAUCUCUGAUCUGGUCCACAAGGUCUGGAGGGUCAAGCCAGGCUUUUUCCACUGCUACAUGCUGCCAUUGGCAGCUCUCAGUACCCAUCCAGGAGCCCUCAAUAGUGUUUCCCCAGCCCUGCCAAGCCCAGGCAGUUGGGCACUGCAGAGGACAACUCAUGAUCAGGACAUCGCCAUUUUGCAAUGCGUAACACCUUUAGGGAGUGCCAGCGCCAGCAAUGGGAAGCAUCUUGUCAUUCUUAAUUCGAUCCAGACUGCCAAAAAGCAUAGACAGGACCACGGAAACAGAGUGGAACUGCCCUAUCUGCCGCGAUGCUCGAGAUGACCUUGCUUACGUGAUGCCCUGUCUCCAUCAGUUCUGCCUGGCCUGCAUUAUACGUUGGGCAGAGAUGCAAAGAGUGUGCCCACUCUGCAGAGAACUGAUAGAAGCUGUCAGGUUUUCUGUGCAGACAGACAGCUACAUAGACUGUGUCUUCACAAGUUCUGAAGAGUCAGCAAAUGCCAGCAGCUCGACAGGAAUAACUCUUGGACAGCUGGUUAAAAACAGUCCGUUUGUGGAGUCCCCUUCACGUGCUCCACGGGGGAUGCUAUCCACAUCAGAGCAUGAAGGUACAGAAGCAGAGCCCGUGGGUGGCCUCCUGCCUAGACUGUGGGCAGAACUUUUCCAAAGAGAAGAGCAUCUCCUUGACCCUGUAGUGCCCUGGCUGCGUCAGGAGCUGGAGGCAAAGUAUGGGACUAGGUGGUGGAUGGCAAGGAUUGCAGAGAGCAUCAUCCUUCAUGCCGUGUCCAUCUGUGGUCCAGCUAGGAAUGUCUUGAUCCAUGUGCUGCAGGACUUCCUUGAGGAACAUACAGAACCACUAAUCAAUGGCCUUAUCAGCAUAAUUGUGAAUGAGUGCACACAAGAGGCCCAAAGGCUGAUACACUUCCCACCUGACUCACAGAACAAUCCUAUGGCCAUAUCCAGCAGAUUUCAGGUGGAUACUACAGCUCCCCACUCAACCCCUACCAGCAGCGACAGUGAGGAGCACCAAUCCAGCCCAUUGGAAGCUGUGCUCGACACCCUUCACCCAUCUGUUCCUACCCCUGCCGAGCAGGAGGAGCUGAGGGAGGAGGCAGCGGCAGAAGAACCUGGCAGGGAGGAGGACAACAGCACUGUGGCCAUCUUCACCAGCCCUCAGGAGGAUAAUCCUGCCCCACAGGCAGACACUGCCAGCAUCCCUGUGGGGUCCAGCAUGGAGGACCAAGCCAACAUAUCAGGAACUGUCCUCCACACCCUGCACCUAUCUGCUCCCACACCUGCAGAGCAGGAGGAGCAGGAGCUGGCAGCAAUGGCAGGUCCCUCUGAUGAAGGUGACAGCCACAGCCCCUCCACUCCCAGCCAGGGUAGGGACCCCUUGCCCAGGAGGCUUCAGCAUUCCACAAGGAGGAGGGCUUCCAGCCAUCUGGACUCUCCCCAGCCCCGCAAGAUGCGACCCAAUCAGCAGAAGUAGCUGGUCUUUAUUAAAGAAAGAUGAAAUAAAUUGCAAUAUCCCUG